This is a messenger RNA of Hyla sarda, 1280 nucleotides long. RefSeq names its product myozenin 3 (gene MYOZ3). The transcript has 5 exons. The record is from RefSeq and is a predicted model, not a curated record. NCBI's taxonomy places the organism in Eukaryota, Metazoa, Chordata, Amphibia, Anura, Hylidae. The coding region runs from base 220 to 897 and encodes 225 amino acids. Gene Ontology annotation, molecular function: FATZ binding; actin binding; telethonin binding. Gene Ontology annotation, cellular component: actin cytoskeleton; Z disc.
GUAUCAAUUUGCAGUGCAGUUUCGGGGCAUGUGGCUUUUACAAGUGACACACUUAAAGUGGCCUCUAAAUUUCAGAAAGUGCCGCUGGAUUCAGUACAGCUGGAGAUUUAUUGCUAUGUCUGGAACAUUUGUUAGAAAAGCCAUAGAUUGUUCGGAGGUGAACGCAGGAGUGCACCUCUGUUAGACCUGGGUAAAAAAGUAAGUACCCCCCAAGAUCUAAUGAUGGAGGAGCUCUCUCUGCAGCGCAACCGCGGCUCUUGCAUGUAUUUAGAACGGCAGAAGCGCGCUCAAAGGUUUACAUUCGAGUACCCUACAAAUCGUAUAAAUGCAGGGGCCCACACGAAUGCCAUUAAUACCAACCAGACAGUUGCCAAUGAUGUAUCUGGCACAAGAGGGGGUGAUGGAAAAGAGAACUUUCGCACUGAAAUUCGUGUAGUGCCAGGAAGCAACAAGACUCCACCCAACGUUCCCAAGAAAUCUACAAAAGUCUUACAGAUGAAGAUGUCUCUGAAUCCAGGCACGAUUGCUCCAGGUUAUUCUGGACCAUUGAGGGAUGCUCCAUAUGAGAAAUUUAACAGCACCGUCAUCCCCAAAUCCUAUCAGUCACCUUGGGUAGAGAGGUACAGUGUUCAGCAUGUGGUACCAGCCACGGAGACACUCCCACCUCCACCACAAACACCUCUCGACGUCACGUACCGCACAUUUAACAGAACGCCAAUCCCUUUUGGAAGUUUGUCGAUAGAAAAUGGCGGUGAAGCUCCAAAUAUUUUCGAAGAACUACAGGCUCAAAUUGAGGAAUCUACCAAUGUGCUGGACCUUAUGUGCCAUAGGCCCAACUUCAACAGAGCACCCCGGGGGUGGGCAAAUAAAUAUGUCCCAGAAUCUCCGGACUUGUAGGCUUGUAUCUGCACUUAGGUCAUGUAUGUCAUGAUAUGGUGAGUCCCUAGAAAGGAUAACAGGCUUGUUUGGCAUUGCUUCUCAUUUCUGUGCUUGCUUAAUGCAGUCCCUGAUGCUAAUACAGAUUCAUGAUAUUCUGUAUAUAUCGGUAUUAGGGGAGAUGGAAUAAGAAUAUUUGAACAACCUGGAAGACUCUACUGGAGCCCAAAAAAGUGAGACGUUCAUGCCUCAUGGUGAGGUCAAUAGUGCUCAAUGGUGGCAUUGUCUAAAAGACUUGUUUGGAUGUUCUGUUAGACACCGAGUGAAAGGCGUAAUACCACAAAGCCCAGUACUCAACCAAGUAGUGUACAUUGAGUUCCUUAUGAUAAAAUAAACUUACAUCA